AAUUCUAAUUUCUUACUAUUGAAGCUAAAAGUUUCUUUAUAGAGGCAGUAUCAUUACAACAUAAAUGCACUUUGAUCACUGAUCAGUAGAGAGAAAGAUAGCACGAACAAAAAAAAAGCUAGCAUUGAUUUGUUCAUCAUUACAGUAACAAAAGACAUAUGGCUUCAUCUUUAAUCUUAACACUCAUCACCUUCAUCUCUCUCUCCUCACUUUCCUUCUCUUUGCCGACGACAAAUACAAUCCCAUCUUCUCCAACAAUUUUUCCUUUUGAAGACCAGAUCUCGCCGGAGAUAGCCCCUCUCCUCCCUUCUCCAGCCGCCACCUCCACUCAAAACAUCCCUUCUACUAAUUCAACCCUUCCGGAUCCUCAAAACGAUGACGUUAUGGCCGAUCCUGAUCCAGCCUUUGCUCCCUCCGCUCCCCCGCCGGCUUCCUCUCUUGCUCUUCCAUCUUCUCAAGCUCCCGGAGUUGUCCUCUCCGUUGUUUUCGCGGCCGUGUCUUGUUUCUCGCUCCGGCUUCUUGCUGUUUCAGCUUUGUAAUUCAUUUAUAUACUCACGUACGCACUUGUUUUCAUGAGUUUAAUUGUCUCGAAAUCAUUUUAUAUCUCGAAAUAAACAUUUUUUUAUCCA
Messenger RNA from Brassica napus (rape), 629 nucleotides. RefSeq names its product classical arabinogalactan protein 27-like. The coding region runs from base 159 to 539 and encodes 126 amino acids. Lineage: Eukaryota; Viridiplantae; Streptophyta; Magnoliopsida; Brassicales; Brassicaceae. The record is from RefSeq and is a predicted model, not a curated record. The transcript has a single exon.